Knipowitschia caucasica is the source of this 1326-nucleotide messenger RNA. The record is from the annotation of a GenBank genome assembly. Lineage: Eukaryota; Metazoa; Chordata; Actinopteri; Gobiiformes; Gobiidae.
AUGCUAGGCACACGAGCAGAGGCUGAAGGAAACCGUGUCAGAAUGGACCAGAGGAAGACCCAGGACUCGGCGGAGGUGGGGGCGGUGAACGGACUGGCCAAGAACUCUGAGUCUCCCCUGAUGCAGAGCUGGAGUCAGGAGAGGACCAGGAGUGUGGAGGAGAACCAGCAGAGCCUCCCCUCUCUGGCGGAGGCCUACAGCACCAUCUUGAGGGGGCUGGGGGAGGACCCGCUCCGACAGGGCCUCCUCAAGACCCCCUGGAGGGCCGCCACCGCCAUGCAGUUCUUCACCAAGGGCUACCAGGAGAACAUCAUGGACGUUCUGAACGACGCCAUCUUUGACGAGGACCACGACGAGAUGGUGAUCGUCAAAGACAUCGACAUGUUCUCCAUGUGUGAGCACCACCUAGUGCCCAUCUUUGGGAAGGUUCAUAUUGGAUACCUGCCUGACAAGAGAGUCCUUGGUCUGAGCAAGCUGGCCAGGAUUGUGGAGAUCUACAGUCGCCGAUUACAAGUGCAGGAGCGUCUGACGAAGCAGAUCGCCGUCGCCAUCACGGAGGCGCUGCAGCCGUCAGGAGUGGGCGUGGUCAUCGAGGCCACACACAUGUGUAUGGUGAUGCGCGGCGUUCAGAAGAUGAAUUCUAAGACCGUGACCAGCACCAUGCUCGGGGUCUUCAGGGAGGACCCCAAAACCAGAGACGAGUUCCUCACUCUGAUCCUCCUGGCGCAGUCCUGGCGCAGUCCUGGCGCAGUCCUGGCGCAGUCCUGGCGCAGUCCUGGCGCAGUCCUGGCGCAGUCCUGGCGCAGUCCUGGCGCAGUCCUGGCGCAGUCCUGGCGCAGUCCUGGCGCAGUCCUGGCGCAGUCCUGGCGCAGUCCUGGCGCAGUCCUGGCGCAGUCCUGGCGCAGUCCUGGCGCAGUCCUGGCGCAGUCCUGGCGCAGUCCUGGCGCAGUCCUGGCGCAGUCCUGGCGCAGUCCUGGCGCAGUCCUGGCGCAGUCCUGGCGCAGUCCUGGCGCAGUCCUGGCGCAGUCCUGGCGCAGUCCUGGCGCAGUCCUGGCGCAGUCCUGGCGCAGUCCUGGCGCAGUCCUGGCGCAGUCCUGGCGCAGUCCUGGCGCAGUCCUGGCGCAGUCCUGGCGCAGUCCUGGCGCAGUCCUGGCGCAGUCCUGGCGCAGUCCUGGCGCAGUCCUGGCGCACUUUUUCCCAGAGGAGGAGCUCGAGAAAGAGACACUGCUCCUUGUCCCAGAGGAGAAGCUCGAGAGAGAGACACUGCUCCUUGUCCCAGAGGAGAAGCUCGGGAGUGAGAUGCUGCUCCUAAACUCUAAAAGCUGA